Molecule: messenger RNA, 701 nt
Organism: Tupaia belangeri chinensis (Chinese tree shrew)
Lineage: Eukaryota; Metazoa; Chordata; Mammalia; Scandentia; Tupaiidae
Gene: NPPB
Product: natriuretic peptide B
Exons: 4
Coding region: 150-701 (183 amino acids)
Biological process (GO): receptor guanylyl cyclase signaling pathway; neuropeptide signaling pathway; cGMP biosynthetic process
Cellular component (GO): extracellular region; cytoplasm
Molecular function (GO): hormone activity; hormone receptor binding
Source: RefSeq, a predicted model, not a curated record
CACGGGAUAAAAAGCCGCGGUUGCGGGAGGAGCCAGGAGUCCCCACCCUCGGGCUAUACGGAGGUGGAACAAGAACCCAAGAACCUGAGAACCGGGACACAGCGCGGCAGCGGCGGCAGCAGUGGCCCCAGUCCCAGCUCUCCAGCGACAUGGACCCUCACAUGAUACUGCCCCGGGCGCUCCUGCUCCUCCUUUUCUUGCACCUGUCACCACUGGGCUGUCGUUCCCACCCCCUGAGCAGCCCCAUCUCAGCCUCGGAACUGUCUGGGGUACAGGAGCUGCUGGACCUCCUGCAGGACAAGGUCUCGAAGAUGCAAGCGGAGAGGAUGGUCCGGGAGUCCCUCGAGCGCAGCCGCAGCCUUGCGGAACCCAGGGAAGGCCAAGAGGCAGGCCCCGCCAGCGUCCUUGGGUCUCGCGAAGGCGUGCUCCAGGCUCUGCGAGGUCUCCGCAGCCCCAAGAUGAUGCGCAACUCCAGCUGCUUCGGGCGUAGACUGGACCGAAUCGGUUCUCUCAGCGGCCUGGGCUGCAACGUUUCUCCUAAAUGUCUAGAGCCUCAAAGACAGCAUCACCGGGGCAAUGAUAAUGCCCAGUUUACAGAUGAGAAAACCGAGGCCCAGGGAGAUGGACGAUCCCAAAGGUUCAAACAUCAAGACUGGCUCCAGACUGGGGAGUGUUACCUGCAGGUGCUGAGGAGGCAUUAG